GACAUGAGACAGUGAUGAGAGUGUGGGAGUAGAUGUGUAGCGGUAACCGUGCAACUGCAGAAAACCCCAAACCCUUGUUGCUUUCAAACUACUACUCUCCCCGGCCACGCGCUCCUCCGCGCGUUCCCUUCGCCGCUUUCUCUCCCUUCUAUAACGUGAACAACUGGGACAAGUUCCUCUCUCUCUCUCCCUCUCUCCCUCUCUCACUCCAACAAAUAACAACUAACAAUUUCUUCGCCUUCGAUUUAUUAAUUCAUGCUCUUCGGAGCAAAACGAUUUUCACGCUCUCAACAAAACCUCUCUUCAUUCUCCCAAGGAGUUGUUUCCUUUUCUGGUAAAAAGGAAAAAUUAAGAAAAACACGUUUUGAUUUCACUUCUCGUCAAUGCGGACUGCACAAUGCGUGUGGAAGAGGCUGUUGAAUCGCGAUGUGAAAGGGCCGUUUAAUCAUAGUUAAUGGAUUUAGAAGAGAAGUUCCUGGCUAAAGGAUGGCUCGAGACUUAUAUCUGUCCUAUUCAUGAUAGCUUAUAAUCUGGGUGUUUAGUUCAAAAUCUGUGCAAUCUGUCUGGAGGAACUUGAUUCCAGUUUCUGGUGUUCAAAGCCUUUCUUCCAGUGUGCAAAGUACUCCAGAAAAAAAUGGCCAUUCAGAUGGUGCUUCAAAAAGUUCAGAACUCCUUCAACAGUUCCUAAAAUGUGGUGUGAAGAAGGAACUUCUUCGCACGUGUUUUGAUAAGGACAAAAAAAACAUUUCAAUUAAAAGCAGGAUGACUGAAACUAAGUCAACUGCGAAGAUGAUUAAGAAACAAGACACAAAAAAGGUUUCUAGUUUCAGCCACCAGCCAUCUAGAAAGCAGUCUCGGAAGGGUGAAAAUCCCACUCGAGUCAUACCUCCUUCUGACCAGUCUUCUGAUUUUGGCCAUUCAAACACUUGGAUCUGUAAAAAUGCUGCUUGUAGGGCAGUUCUGUCUAUAGAUGACACAUUCUGUAGAAGAUGCUCUUGCUGUAUUUGUCACCUUUUUGAUGAUAACAAGGAUCCUAGUCUUUGGUUGGUAUGCACAUCUGAGUCUACUCAAGGGGACUCCUGUGGGUUGUCUUGCCAUAUUGAAUGCGCCCUUCUACAUAAGAAGGUGGGGGUUGUUGAUCAUGGGCAACUGAUGCAACUAGAUGGUGGUUAUUGUUGUGCAUCCUGUGGUAAAGUUACGGGGAUACUCGGAUGUUGGAAGAAGCAGCUAAAUAUUGCUAAGGAUGCCCGACGUGUGGAUGUACUCUGUUACAGGAUAUAUUUGGGCUACAGGCUCCUGGAUGGAACCACAAAAUUCAAAGACUUGCAUCAAACAGUACAAGAGGCGAAGGCUAAGCUGGAGACAGAAGUUGGCCCUAUGAAUGGCGUUUCUGCCAAGAUGGCUAGAGGCAUUGUCAGCAGACUCCCUAUUGCCAAUGAUAUACAGAAACUCUGUUCACUUGCUAUUGAGAAAGCUGAUAGCUGGCUUGCCACUGUUCACAAUGUAAAUUCAGAUUCUACAGGGGGUUCACUUCCUGCUGCUUGCAAGUUUGUUUUUGAAGAGGUAACAACUUCCUCCGUGAAAAUCAUUUUAAUUGAAUUAUCAAAUAUAUGUUCUGAGGAGAUCAAGGGAUACAAGCUUUGGUAUUACACGAGUCGGGAUGAAUCACCCACCAAAGAUCCUGUUUCCGUGUUUCCCAAAUCUCAGAGGAGGAUUUUGAUAUCCAACCUCAAGCCUUGCACAGAAUAUACUUUUCGGAUUAUAUCUUACACAGAUACACGUGACCUGGGUCAUUCUGAGGCUAAGUGUUUUACCAAGAGCAUCGAGGUAAUUAAAAACAAUCCCUCUCCAUCUGUCGCUAUGAAUCAUGAAAAAGAGAACCUUCUAUCUAGGGGCAAUUCUUCGGGAUCGAAGAUGGUGCCAAAUGACGCAAUGGGCAACCAUGGAUUCAAGGUUCGAGACCUUGGGAAAAUUUUGCGUCUUGCUUGGGCUCAAGAACAAGGUUACUUGGAAGAGUUUUGUUGUGCCAAUACGAAAAAUUGCUGUGGUCAGAGUGAACGGUUAGAUAAACCAAGAAUUCCAGAGGCACAGUUGCCCUCAGUUUCUAGAGGCCUUGAUUUAAAUGUUGUUUCAGUUCCUGAUUUAAAUGAAGAGCUAACACCUCCUUUUGAGUAUUCUAGGGAUGAAGAUAAUGGUUGCUCUUUGUUGCAAACUGUGGAGGGGGACGAUGAUGCAGCUUCUCAUGAUCUAGAGAAAAAUGGUUUAGCUAGAUCACAUGGGAGUGGGGAUUCUCAAACCUGGACCCAUGGGCCAACAGGAGAAGUAUCUGCUGUUGAUUCACGCGUAGAUAUGUGCAGAAAAAGGAUGGCAAGCGCAAUGGAAGAGACACAUGAUUGUGACAGCACUUUAAUUAACGGUUCUCCAUUACGCAUAUGUGAUGGUUCAUGUUCCUUGGAUGAGAACUUUGAGUAUUGUGUGAAAGUAAUUCGUUGGCUAGAAUGUGAGGGUCACAUUAAACAGGAAUUUAGGUUGAAGUUGCUAACAUGGUUUAGUUUAAGGGCGACAGAGCAAGAACGAAGGGUGGUUAAUACCUUCAUUCAGACUCUUAUGGAUGAUCCGAGUAGUUUGGCUGGGCAACUGGUAGACUCUUUUUCUGAUAUUAUAUCAAACAAGAGGCAAAAAAAUGGAUUCAGUAUUAAAGCCGGGGCAUCAAAUUAAGGGUGAACCCACCAUACAAGUUUGUCAUUUGCUUCAAGCUUUCCAUUUUAUCAUUUUCUGCCCAAAAAAAAUCACCCUCUGAUUGUUUUUCGUUGUACGGGCAUUUUCUAAAAAUUAAUCCAUCUUCCAAGGGAUUCAUUUUUGUUGCAGACAGGUUUGUCUUGCUCAAAGGAUUUGCAAUGAUGGUUGCAGAAACAGUAACUCAUUUUUCCCAGGAGGGAGGAUUUAUGGACACGAAGUUUCAGGAUGUAGGGGCAUUCAUUUCUAAAUUGCUGCAAUUGAUUUUGGUAAUGAAUUUAAUUACGGAAGAUGUUAGUAUUGAAACUUUAUUCUCAUGACCUUUAUUUGAAGAAGGUACAUGAUUCAAUUGCUGAUUUUAUUUUUAUGUCAUUCUUUUGA
Vigna radiata var. radiata (mung bean) is the source of this 3117-nucleotide messenger RNA. Its product is annotated as VIN3-like protein 1. The record is from RefSeq and is a predicted model, not a curated record. Bases 763 to 2718 code for a protein of 651 amino acids. Gene Ontology annotation, molecular function: protein binding. The transcript is spliced from 7 exons. Lineage: Eukaryota; Viridiplantae; Streptophyta; Magnoliopsida; Fabales; Fabaceae. Gene Ontology annotation, biological process: epigenetic regulation of gene expression; vernalization response.